Messenger RNA from Cladocopium goreaui, 300 nucleotides. The record is from the annotation of a GenBank genome assembly. Lineage: Eukaryota; Dinophyceae; Suessiales; Symbiodiniaceae.
AUGCUUCAGAGCUCGAUUGUUGCACUGAACACUGCGAUGAAAGUUUGCAGCUUUUCUGGCGCCCCUGGUGCCCAGAAAGCGUUACUGUGGCUUUGGGCGAGUGCAGAACAGCUGCAGCCGACAGCAGUGACCUACAGUUACGUGGCCUCAGCGUUGAGAAGCCAACAUGAUUCGGUUCGCUUGCUGGCAGGUGUUCGUCAGCGUUUCCUGCUCGACAUCAAGACGAUAUCGGGACAGACCCGCAGACCAGCGGAGCGAAAAUGCAAGAGAGGGAGAGAGAGAGAGAGAGAGAGAAACUGA